UCCCCGACGCUUGCCUCGUUCGGUACUACGAGAGUACCAAAAGCAGGCUAAAAGGAAAGAGCUUGCCGAACGCCGUGGUGCGCGUGUCGUGUCGUGCGUGUUGGCGUCCUAAACAACUCGGCCAUUAACACGAGUGACGCUCGUCUUUAUUGAUCAGUGUCUUCGAAAAACCGUAAAUUACCUGAGAAAAGAGUUUUUGAAUCUCCCGCCGGUUUCCGGGAGCUAGAACAACCCCUGAUGCAUCGCGAAACGCGAGUUCAGUGAACAGGAUUUUUAGACUGGGACAACAGGUGCGCGAGUGGCUAUAGAAGGAUUUUUUUAAAGUUUGGACAGUUUAAAGUGACAAAACAAUCAUGUUUGACGUUUUCGGUUCCGUGAAAGGGCUCCUGAAGUUGGAUGCAGUGUGCAUCGACAAUAAUGUAUUUCGACUUCACUACAAAGCAACAGUGAUCAUUCUCAUAGCAUUUUCGUUGCUUGUUACAUCCCGGCAGUAUAUCGGAGACCCGAUAGAUUGCAUCGUGGAUGAAAUUCCACUUCACGUUAUGGACACCUACUGCUGGAUUUACUCCACAUUCACCAUCCCCAAAAGAACGGGUAUCGUGGGAAAGGAUGUGGUACAUCCAGGUGUUGCCUCACCUCAAAAUGACCAAGAUGAGGAGAUUAAGUACCACAAGUACUACCAGUGGGUCUGCUUCACACUAUUCUUCCAAGCAAUCCUAUUUUACGUCCCGAGAUACCUUUGGAAGACUUGGGAGGGUGGAAGAAUAAAAAUGCUUGUCCUGGACCUCAACUGUCCAGUGGUUAGUGAAGACUGCAAAGUUGAACGCAGGAAACUUUUAGUUGACUACUUUGCAACAAAUCUGCACACGCAGAAUUUCUACGCCUUCCGGUUUUUCCUCUGCGAGGUCCUCAAUUUCAUCAACGUCGUAGGCCAAAUUUACUUCGUGGACUUCUUCCUCGAUGGCGAGUUCACGACUUACGGGUCGGAUGUGCUCAAGUUCACAGAACUAGAACCGGAGAACAGGAUUGAUCCGAUGGCUCGGGUCUUUCCCAAAGUCACCAAAUGCACAUUCCACAAAUAUGGUGCUUCCGGAACAGUGCAGAAAUUCGAUGGACUGUGCGUAUUGCCCCUUAACAUUGUGAAUGAAAAAAUCUAUGUCUUUCUCUGGUUUUGGUUCAUCUUCCUAGCCGUAUUGUCUGGCUUGAGUCUCGCCUACAGAGCUGCAGUAGUGGCUGGUCCAAAACUACGGCUUGUACUUCUUCGAGCCAGAUCUCGUCUCUCACCGCAGGAGCAGAUUACAACAAUCGCGGAAAAGUGCCAGAUUGGUGACUGGUUCAUCCUUUAUCAACUGGGCAAAAAUAUAGAUCCACUGAUCUACAAACAGCUGGUGUCGGAUCUUGCAACGAAGCUUCAGGGCAAAGAAGGACUUCAAGAUGUCUAAAAAAAGAGUUUGCACAGCUGCUGGGAACAGCUGGAACCAACCUUCAAGGACAAAGGACUAAAUAGGGUGCUCCCUAACUUUCGGAUUUACGUUCCCUUUUUUGGAAAAGGAAUCUCGUGGAUCAGACAAAAGGUUUUGCAGUUUAAAAAUCCUUAAUUCAUGAAUUUAAAUUUGAAAACUGACCUUUAUUUUACUUUAAAGGGUGAUAGAAAAAGGUUUGAAUUAAACCUUGAGGUUUUUUUUCAAAUUUAAAUCAGCGUGUGCCUUUUCAGAAAACAGUUGUCAUUAUAUAAUGUUUGUUUUAGAUAGAGUUUAUAUCUAGAUUAUGUUCCCCGAUUUGAAAUUUUUCGAGUAACCAUAAACCAACGUACCUAGAUGUGAACUCAAUUCGAAAUUUGAAUUUUUUGGUUAUUCCAUGCAAUGUGCACAAUUCCUUCGGGAAUACGGGAAGUUUCUUUUGUUCCUUUGGUUAGUGUAACUACCGACAGGUGGCGAUCGACAAUCUGAGAGAUUUUUUUUUUUUUUUGAAGCCGGGUUCCAGAUCUGCCCAUCCUCUUUGUAUUCCCCCCGUGCAUACUCAUGCGUUCGUCCGUUCAUCGAUUAUUCGUGCUCAUCCAUCCAUCCAUCCAUCCAUGGUCCAUUUUGGCGAAAUACUUCUCGAUUUAAAUUUUUUUCUCAUUCGAUGGACGCCCAGACUUUUGGGUCGCAGGGUCGUGGACCAAGGCUUCGUAGACUCUUGUGUGAUAAAAACGGGGGACGGCGUCUUUCUUGACUCUUACUUUUUUUCUUUUCGUUCGCGUUCCCCCUCCCCACGAGCAAAAGACAAAUUUUCGAAUUCGAACGGACGAAAUCAAUGCUUGGAUUGUAGUUCCGCUUGAAAAAAAAACGUAACUGGGAAAGGCUAAUUUUUGUAUAUACUAGUAACUAAAGGUUAAUUUAGGUUUUGUAAAUUAUUGGAAUCGCUUCUCUUGGAUCUGAAGUACUUUCGGGCGUUUUUUGGGAUUCAUAAUUUAAUUACUGGACGGAAUAUGUGCAUAUAUCCUGAUAAUUCCUAAUUAUUUAUCCGAGUCCGAUAAUUUUAAUUCUUAUUGUUCAGCAAAUCGUUUACCUAAACUGAAAGUUGGGUAAAUGAUUCAAAGAUUUUGUAAAUAAACUGAGAAUCUAAAAAUAGGCCCAAACUGUUCAUCACCAAUCGAUCAAACGAACGAGGAAAAAAUUUCAGUUACGUACUUUUUCAACCGUAACGAAAGCAAAGCCAAAACUCGAGUUUACUUUUGAGACCAUUUUGAUUUUUAGUUGUUUUAAAACAUAUUUUCUUUUGAUUUGUCGAUAAAUUUGAAGAAGCAAAUAAGUCGACUGGAUUGGUACUACUGUUUUUAUCACGUGGGUCCCAUUUUGCAUUUUUUUUUUGUGGGAACGCGCCCGAGGGAAUAGCAUAUUGUGUGCGGUCUUGGGAAGAACCAUAGUUGUAAAAGCGCCCCGCGAAGUUUGAAACUUUAAACGAAAUUCUUUCGUUGAAUUACAAGAAAAAGAGAUACGAAAUCCAAAAGAACAGUCUCGGAUUGUCCUUUUUUCACAGAACAAGGGACGAUAUUUGACGCCGUCCUCCCAGUAGCGUAACUUCUUCGCCCUACCAAUUUUUUUCGCUAUUGCAAUUAGACUUUAGGUAUAGGAAAAAUAUAAAUAUAUAUAUUAUUAUAUAUAGAUAGAUAAAGAGAGAGAGCAAGAGCGAAAGAAAAAGAGUGACAAGUGUGUAGAUAUUUGAUAUAGAUAUAUUUUGUAUAUCAAUCUUUGUAAACAAGGUAUUUUCUUCCAUUCCGCACAAAAGAAGGGACCAAUAAUAAUUUUUGUGCAAAUGCCGUACUAUCGCACAAUUUUUAUACACAUUUUUCAACUCAGUCGCCCGAUUUUGAGACACUGAAAAACUGCGGCGACGAAAAGGAAACUUGAGCUUGGUAUUUUAAGUUAAUUUCCCGUGAGAGAAAUCUUUUUCAAGCAAAAAAGAUGUCCCAAAAUCUAUAGAAACUUUUAUCAUAUUUGAGAUCAAAAAUCGUUUUUGCCUUAAGAAGAUUUGUUUCUGGUUAUUAAUCCCUUCCUCUUUACCUCUCGAAUCUCGAUGUGAGGUAUUUUCCAUCGUGUGUCAUUUUUUUAGCCAUCACACUGCAAAAACGUCUUUUUAAAUACUCAAUCUCAUUAAAAAAAUAGCAGGCGUUUUAUAAAUUCAGGAAGGGGCUAAUUACGGAUUUUUUCUUGGUGUAGAAAAUAGGAGAAAUGAACUAGGAGACAAUAAAACUACGUUAGUGAUAAAGUACGUUUUUAUAUGAACACUUAAUAAAAAAAAUCAUUGAUUAAAUGAGUAAAUCAUUGAGUAAAUUAACGAAUACAUGAUCAUAUCUUUCCCUGAGAAUCGAUGCUCAAAGUAAGACUGCCAAUUCGAACGCUACUCGCGGUUUUUUCUAACUUUUUAAGAAGCUGGGUAACGUCGAUAGAGUUGCAGACUUUUUUUCUUACUUUUUUUUGUACAUUCCAGAAACCCUCGAACCGCCGAGGCUCGUAAUAAAUUUCGUCCACACUCGUCGACCUCGAGAAUAAAAAAAGGGUUCCACGAAAAAAAAUCAAGACUCGUUUUUGUUCAGAUGCUUCGCCAAAACUUUUUGGAAAGUACUUUUUUAAAAAUGGACUUAAUUUUUUUUUAAUGAGUCGUGAUCUAUCGGCGUUAUUUUUCUGCUUUUUUAAAUUUCGUUUCGUGAAAACAGGAACAAAUGCAGGAGUCGUAUAUAAAUAAGUCCUUAGCUGUAAUUGUAUCUUUUUAAGCGAGCGGAAAAAGUGCCUGUUACGAGUCGAUUGGCGAUAAUCGUCGCAAUCUGCAGUGAAUCACAAUUGAAUUGAAGAACAUUACAUUGGAAUGCAUUUUGAUCUUAUUUUGCGGAAACUGUUAAUUUCACAGAAUCCGAAAACUAUGACUGGCUGAAAUUAAUUGGACAAAUUAAUUUAUAAAUUUCGAUACUUUAAGAAAUCUAAUUCAAGAUAUGAUUCUUAUUCGUUGUCUUCCUUUUUGAUUUCUGGUAAAUCGUAUUUGAACUGAAAGAUAAGAAUCUUUGCAGAUUGCGUCGAUUAAAGUAGACAAUGUGUUCAGCAGAAAGUGAUAGAGGAUGGCAAUACGACUAUUUUUGUAACUUUUGUAAUAAUUAAUUACUGUCGGGUCCAAAAACGGCGAGACUGUAAAAUAAAGUGAGUUCAAAAAAAAGACUCAUACCAGAAUUAUACAUGCUCAUAUAAAAUACAAUCAGAACAGAAAAUUCCAUUCCUUUCGCUCAAAUUGUAGCGAGCUCGCGCGCAAAUCAGGUAAAUUGAUGUAGCUUUUUUAAAUAAAUGUGUAAUGUUUAUUGAGCAAAAAUUAGCCUGGAGUUACGCAGCUUUAAGCGAAAGGAUGAAACUGAGAUAAUUUUGUGAUUUUACCUGCUGGGAUAUUUAGAAAUGAAAGCAAUUCUUCCAAGUUAAAAAAAAUAAAAGUACUAGUGAAAAUUAAAAGGCUGAAUCUAAAACCUUGUGGAAGGUUUAUAUCUUAUUAAAAUUUAUUGUAUUGCAAUAAAUUAAAAUUCAAAUUAAGCGUUUAUAGUUAAAGGCCGAAGAAUAGAAAUGUUUUUCGAAUGGUAAGAAAAAAAUCGAUCGAUAGCUUACAACAUUCGAGAGAGAAAUGUUGUAACGAUUUUGUCGCCAGUUACGUAACUUUAUGUAAGGGUUAUCGCUUUGCGCAAAGAUGUGCCACGCGAAAAUAUGUUGUAUUUUCAAUUAACACCGAAGAUGAUGUUAAUUUUUUUAGAGACGAGAAAUACUGCUUGACCUUCUUGCUUUGUCAUUUUCGACGAAAAUCUAGUUACAAUUUACGAUAUAUGAUUUAUUAUUUUUAUGCACAUUCCGUCGAGUAAUUGUUUAGGAACAGAGUAUGUUUGUGCAAAGAAUUUAAGGGAAUGAACGAAAGAGUGUGAAUUCGAGAAAAAAAUAAAAAGGAAAUUUGCACAAACGAAUUUUACCAUCAUUAUAAUAAAAAACAGUUCCAAGAGA
Belonocnema kinseyi is the source of this 5507-nucleotide messenger RNA. RefSeq names its product innexin inx2 (gene Inx2). NCBI's taxonomy places the organism in Eukaryota, Metazoa, Arthropoda, Insecta, Hymenoptera, Cynipidae. The transcript has 2 exons. Gene Ontology annotation, biological process: phototransduction. Gene Ontology annotation, molecular function: gap junction channel activity. Bases 354 to 1442 code for a protein of 362 amino acids. Gene Ontology annotation, cellular component: plasma membrane; gap junction. The record is from RefSeq and is a predicted model, not a curated record.